Molecule: messenger RNA, 884 nt
Organism: Balaenoptera acutorostrata (minke whale)
Lineage: Eukaryota; Metazoa; Chordata; Mammalia; Artiodactyla; Balaenopteridae
Product: dihydrofolate reductase
Exons: 1
Coding region: 39-602 (187 amino acids)
Biological process (GO): glycine biosynthetic process; dihydrofolate metabolic process; tetrahydrofolate biosynthetic process
Cellular component (GO): mitochondrion
Molecular function (GO): dihydrofolate reductase activity; NADP binding
Source: RefSeq, a predicted model, not a curated record
UGUGACAUGCUAGCUCAGAAGUGUUUUCUGCCGCUAUCAUGGUUCGUCCGCUAAACUGCAUCGUUGCUGUGUCCCAGAACAUGGGCAUUGGCAAGAACGGGGACCUGCCCUGGCCCCCGCUCAGGAAUGAAUACAGGUAUUUCCAAAGAAUGACCACAACCUCUUCAGUAGAAGGUAAACAGAAUUCGGUGAUUAUGGGUAGGAAAACAUGGUUCUCCAUUCCAGAGAAGAAUCGACCUUUAAAGGACAGAAUUAAUAUAGUUCUCAGUAGAGAACUCAAGGAACCUCCACAGGGAGCUCAUUUUCUUGCCAGAAGUCUGGAUGAAGCCUUAAAACUUACUGAGCAACCAGAAUUAACAAAUAAAGUGGACAUGGUCUGGAUAGUGGGAGGCAGUUCUGUUUAUAAGGAAGCCAUGAACAAGCCAGGCCAUCUCAGACUAUUUGUGACAAGGAUCAUGCAGGAAUUUGAAAGUGACACAUUUUUUCCAGAAAUUGAUUUGGAAAAAUAUAAACUUAUCCCAGAAUAUCCAGGCGUUCCUUCUGAUGUCCAGGAGGAGAAAGGCAUUAAGUACAAAUUUGAAGUAUAUGAAAAGAACAAUUAAUGUGAAAGUGUUUUCUGAUCUAUUUCAAGCCUCCUCCUCCCCCCGAAAAAAUUAUGUAUUUUUUGUUGUAGAGACUUUUGUUGACUUUAGAUCUAUGGAUAAUUAUUUCUAAGCAAAGUACUUUUAUUCCCCAUUAAUCUUAACUAGACUGUAUCAGAUACCAUUUGUGAAACAUUUCUUGCUGUAACUUCCUGAAUUCCCAUCAAGAGUCAAGAACAGUUGACCAGCACUUGCCUAGGGCGGAAUAUCUACCAAGACAGCCCAAAGUGGGAGAGUGCCCUG